AUGAAACGACAAACAGCUCUAGAUUUUAUUGCACUGCUCUGUGUUUGGGCGGCACAGAUCCAAAGCCAGCCUGUACAGGCGAAUGGCCAGGUGAAGAGCGAAUCGCGCACAGCUGUGCCUUUGCUAUUUCUGCUUGGCUAUCCACAAGCUGUUGGCUACCCACAAGCUGUUGGUUACCCACAAGCUGCUGGCCUUAAUCCCAUUCGACGCACACAAGAUGAGCCAACGAUAACGAGUCAGCCCAUAGUGCAGAGUGAUGCGCCGAUCGACGCCGACGUUCAAAUACGGCAACAAUUUGUGCAAGGCUUACUCCAGGGCCUGCAGUCGAUGGAAGGCGGAGCUCCCAUAGCGCCAGCCGUGCUCGCCGACGUGCUGCAGCAGGUGCAACGGACAACGACAGCGGCGCCAAAAGGAAUGCUUGAAAAGGAAGCGCGAAAGCCGAGCACUGCAGCUGAGACCAGCAACGACAAUGACCCCGACUACGAUUAUAUAGACUUUAAGAACGGUUCACGCAUCAAAUACGAAUUGGAUAAUGAUCAGCAGUCAAACGAUGCGCAGUAUGCCAAUAAAAGACCUCUGCAAGCUAUCUAG
Drosophila hydei is the source of this 591-nucleotide messenger RNA. RefSeq lists its product as uncharacterized. The transcript has a single exon. The coding region runs from base 1 to 591 and encodes 196 amino acids. NCBI's taxonomy places the organism in Eukaryota, Metazoa, Arthropoda, Insecta, Diptera, Drosophilidae. The record is from RefSeq and is a predicted model, not a curated record.